This is a messenger RNA of Lytechinus pictus (painted urchin), 645 nucleotides long. RefSeq names its product E3 ubiquitin-protein ligase TRIM33-like. The transcript has a single exon. The coding region runs from base 1 to 645 and encodes 214 amino acids. Gene Ontology annotation, biological process: protein monoubiquitination. NCBI's taxonomy places the organism in Eukaryota, Metazoa, Echinodermata, Echinoidea, Temnopleuroida, Toxopneustidae. The record is from RefSeq and is a predicted model, not a curated record. Gene Ontology annotation, molecular function: ubiquitin protein ligase activity; zinc ion binding.
AUGGCUGAGAAGUGUGAAUCAGAGAAAGCUUCAAGCUCUUCACCGAACCUGAUAUGUCCAUUAUGCCUUGAUAUAUUUGUCGAGGCGACAAUCCUGACUUCAUGUGGACACACAUUUUGUAGGCGAUGCCUCAAGAAAUACGAUCUAACCCACCAGGACCUUGACCACAUGGUCUGUCCUCUAUGCAGGGAGAUCACCAAGUUGUCUGCCUACCGUAUCGAUGAUCUCCACCUCAAUGCAUUCAUCAACGGAUGCGUAGACGAUUACCACGUCAAGUGUGGUGGGAUGAACGCUGUCCUCGAGAUGCGACAAAAAUGUUCUGGUUGCAAGCUUCAAGGAGAUGCUGUCUCAUUCUGCAGAACAUGUAAUAACUACAUAUGUGAUAAAUGUUUGCAUUGUCAUCAAUAUCUGUCAGUCUUUGAAGAUCAUGAGAUUGUAUCCAUGGAUGAUGUCAUCGAAGGGAAGGUCAGCAUUGGUCAUUUAUUCGAGAAGUGCUCCAUCCACAAACCAGAGAACAAGGAUAUGUUUUGUGAGGAUUGUAAGGUCCACGUCUGUCACAAGUGCGUACUUGUUGGUCAUAAAGCUCAUGAAAUCAAGAACCAGGUUGACUUUGCACAAGAGUUGCGACAGAAGGUAUUUAUUUAA